Messenger RNA from Lynx canadensis (Canada lynx), 3779 nucleotides. Its product is annotated as annexin A7. Bases 97 to 2769 code for a protein of 890 amino acids. The transcript is spliced from 19 exons. The record is from RefSeq and is a predicted model, not a curated record. Gene Ontology annotation, cellular component: cytoplasm. Gene Ontology annotation, molecular function: calcium ion binding; calcium-dependent phospholipid binding. NCBI's taxonomy places the organism in Eukaryota, Metazoa, Chordata, Mammalia, Carnivora, Felidae.
UUUUUAAGGAAUCCAUUCUCUGCAUCUGUUCAUGUAUAGAUUUUUGAUUUACCACAUUCCAGGACCUCCCUGCAAGUUGUUCUGUUCCCCAGUUUGAUGAUCACAGAGGCAGUCCCCAGGUAUCAGUGGACAGCCAUGGCUCCAAGAUCUCGGAAGCGAAGGCACAAGAAACCCCCUUCAUCAGUGGCUCCCAUGGUUGUGACCCCAUCCACAGUUGUGACCCCUGUGCCUCUGACCCUCUCAAAACCUGACCCUAGCAUUGAUGCACUUGGCUUCUUCUCCUUGGAAAAUAAUGUUCCUGGCCUAUCUCAGCUAAUCCUUCAAAAGCUAAGCAUGAAAAGCUAUGAAGAAUACAAGUUGGUGCUAGAUGGGGGUGCUUCUGUAUCAGGCUUUGGAUUUCGAUGCCCUCAAGAAAUGUUCCAGAAGAUGGAGGACACAUUCCGAUUCUGUGCUCACUGUAGAGCUCUCCCUAGUGGUCUUUCAGACUCCAAGGUCUUACGGCAGUGCAAAAGGUGCAGAAAUGUCUAUUACUGUGGUCCAGAGUGCCAGAGGUCAGACUGGCCAGCACACAGGAAGGUUUGUCAAGAGCUGCGUCUUGUAGCUGUGGACCGUCUCAUGGAAUGGCUCCUAGUCACAGGUGCUUUUGUCCUACCUUCAGGGCCUUGGCCAUGCCUGGCUGAAGCUGUACAGGGCUGGGAUACCUGGUUUUCUAUGCGGCAUUUACAGCUAGAUGCUACACUGGAUGCUGUGCUAGGUAGUCAUGCCAUGACCACCCUGUGGGCCAGCGUAGGACGGCCAAGGCCAGACCCAGAUGUCUUGCAGGGCUCUUUGAAGCGGCUGCUGACAGAUGCCCUCUCACGACCCUUGACACUGGGCCUUGGGCUUCGGGCCUUGGGGAUAAAUGUUGGGAAGAUUGGGGGAAGCACAGUGCAUGUGGUUGGUGCUUCCCACGUGGAGACAUUCCUCACUCGCCCUGAGGACUAUGAUGAGCUUGGCUACAUGUUUCCUGGACACCUUGGCCUCCGUGUGAUCAUGGUGGGUAUAGACGUAUCUGCUGGCUUUACACAGAACCCCUCAACUCCCAUCCUGGAACCUGGCACAGUUCAGCUUAGUGGCCAUAGAGGCCUCUAUCAUGACUUCUGGGAGGAGGAGGUAGAGACUGGGCGGAUAGCCCAUCCAGAUUUGGUGGUGACAUUCCAUCCAGGUUUCCAUGCUUCCCCAGACUUAAUGGAGGCUUGGCUGCCCACCCUCUUGCUACUUCGUGAUUAUGAGAUCCCUACAUUGAUCACUGUUUACAGAAUGUCAUACCCAGGCUAUCCCCCAACAGGCUACCCACCUUUCCCUGGAUAUCCUCCUGCAGGUCAGGAGUCAACUUUUCCCCCUCCGGGUCAGUAUCCUUAUCCUACUGGCUUUCCUCCAGUGGGAGGAGGUGCCUACCCACCAGCCCCAAGUAGUGGCUACCCAGGAGCUGGAGGCUACCCUGCCACUGCAGGCUAUCCAACCCCUGGAGGCUAUCCUGGUGCCCCACCACCAGGGGGAGCUCCAUCCUAUCCUGGAGUUCCUCCAGGCCAAGGGUUUGGAGCCCCCCCACCAGGUGGAGCAGGCUUUUCCAGCUAUCCACAGCCACCCUCACAGUCUUACGGUGGUGGUCUACCACAGGUCCCACUACCUGGUGGCUUUCCUGGAGGACAGAUGCCUUCUCAAUAUCCUGGAGGACAAGGUCCUUACCCAAGUCAGAUCAAUACAGAAUCUUUUCCUUCCUAUCCUGUUUUCUCUCCUGUUUCUUUGGAUUAUAACACUGAACCUGCCGCAAUGACUCAGGGAGCUCAAGGAACAAUCCGACCAGCUGCCAACUUUGAUGCCAUGAGAGAUGCAGAAGUUCUUCGGAAAGCGAUGAAGGGUUUUGGGACAGACGAGCAGGCAAUUGUGAAUAUUGUGGCCAACCGUUCCAAUGACCAGAGGCAAAAAAUUAAAGCAGCUUUUAAGACCAUGUAUGGCAAGGAUUUAAUCAAAGACCUCAAAUCAGAGUUAAGUGGAAAUAUGGAAGAACUGAUCCUUGCCCUAUUCAUGCCACCUACAUAUUAUGAUGCCUGGAGUUUACGGAAUGCAAUGAAGGGAGCAGGAACUCAGGAACGUGUAUUGAUUGAAAUUUUGUGCACAAGAACAAAUCAGGAAAUCCGAGAAAUUGUCAGAUGUUAUCAAUCAGAAUUUGGACGAGACCUUGAAAAGGACAUUAGAUCAGAUACAUCAGGACAUUUUGAACGUUUACUUGUAUCCAUGUGCCAAGGAAAUCGUGAUGAGAAUCAGAAUGUUAACCACCAGCUGGCUCAGGAAGAUGCUCAACGUCUCUAUCAAGCUGGUGAGGGGAGACUAGGGACAGAUGAAUCUUGCUUUAACAUGAUUCUUGCCACAAGAAGCUUUCCUCAGCUGAAAGCUACCAUGGAGGCUUAUUCCAGGGUGGCUAAUCGAGAUUUACUAAGUAGUGUUGCCCGUGAAUUUUCCGGAAAUGUUGAAAGUGGUUUGAAGACCAUCUUGCAGUGUGCCCUGAACCGCCCUGCCUUCUUUGCUGAGAGGCUCUACUAUUCUAUGAAAGGUGCCGGCACAGAUGACUCCACCCUGGUCAGGAUUGUGGUCACUCGAAGUGAGAUUGAUCUUGUACAAAUAAAACAGAUGUUCAAACAGAUGUAUCAGAAGACCCUGAGCACAAUGAUUGUAAGUGACACAAGUGGAGAUUACCGAAGGCUUCUGCUGGCCAUUGUGGGCCAGUAGGAGGGAUUUUUAAAUAAAUGAAGCUCUUCACAGCAUAUCCUUCAAAGCAGUGACUGACCUGCAUGCAGCAAUAUCAACCAUCACCAAACCAAAAGAGCUUUUUACUAAGCAUUGUGUCAGGGUAUUGUGCUUGGUUUGCACAUGUGGUUAUUGCCUUAAUUCCAAUGUUAUUUUUUUCUCUAUAUACAAUCAACGUGAAGCCAUAUCACGAUGAUGUAGUAUUAACGCGAUAUUUGUAAGGCAUAAUUCUCACUGUUCUUACUCUAAUCAGGGUCCCAAAUUGAAUAAAAAUCACAGCAAUCUCUAAUUCUGUGUAAUAAUGAUGAAUAAAAAAAAAAGUUGCUGAAACUCUGCCUUCCAAAGCCCCAUAGGUCCAUUGGACAGUUAUAGUUGGUAGUAUAUCAAAACUAUAUUUUUAAAAAAUUCAGCUCUUUUGACAUAGGAGAGUAAUUUGCAUCUUAUUUUACAUAAAUUGGUAUUUUAUAUUUAUAAACACUAAACUUUCCACAUAGUGAAUAGAUGAGUAUUGCCUGUAACAACUUUUUAAAAAGGGAUUAUAUGUUUAUGUGCAUAAAAUAUAUAGCCUACUUUUUUUUGUCUACUAAAAUUCUCUAAAGAUCUUUAUUGGCCCUUGGCUUUAAAAAAAAAUUAUGAAAUAGCUUCUCGGCCUUUUGGCUAAGAUCAAGUGUAAAAAAAAAAAAUUAUGACUUUAAGAAUUAGUUGUAAUUUAAUCAUGAUUCAAGAAAGUGAAGCUUCACAUGUAGGAGGUGUUCAGUUAAUGAGUGAAUGAAGCUUAAAGCAUCACUGGGAAAAUUGAGUGCUAGCUCUUUGGAGAAGUGUUCAGGAGCUCAGUUAGUGGUGUAGGAGGAUGAUUGCAACACCCAUUGGUUUACCCCCAGUAAAUUACUUAUUGAGUAAUUACUUAUUGAGUAUAUUGAGCAUUAUAAUGGGUAGCCAGGAGAAAUAUGAAGGAAGGAAAUUUAUAAUAUACUGGGGGUUCUAAAUAAAAA